AUGUCUCCCAACAACAACAGCGACAAUGAAGAUGUUGAUCUUCUCAAGAUUGUGGAAUGGAGGUUGCAGCAAGGCAGUGCGGAAAACUGCCAAGAAGAGGAAGAAACAUCCGCUGCCUCCGAUACCGCUCCCUCAAGCUAUUCUGCUUCUACUCCUCCUACUUGCAGUAGUCCUACUGCCACUGUUGCUGCCCUUGCUCCUCCUCUUCCUCCAACCACCACGUGUGGCUCUGAGAGUAUGAAAAUUGUCAGAGAAAGAACUCUUGACGCUGCUGCUGCAUGCCAUGAGUCAGCUGGGGACUUGGAGCUGGUAGAAGUUGCCGAAAAGGAGAGCGACAACCACCACCACGACAGAACCAUUCUAAGAAGACAACCUGGACAUUCUUGUAGACAACUACAAUGGAUACCUGGAGCCUAUGCCAUUGAUGGUCCUUUUCUUGCUAAUAAUGACACGGAGGAGAAUCAUCAUCCAAAUACUGGUGUGUCAAGUGACGACGACGAAGACCUGGACAAUUGGGAUCAAGAACAGACUGAGGAUAUCAUUGCCAAUCCUAUUGAUGAUGAUCAGCAGAUAGGCCUGUUACCCAAUGCAGAUCCCAUAAUACCAACCAACCAGAGAGCAAGAAAGAAACAUUGGAGGAAAAUGCUGCUUUGUUCACUCUCAGUCGAGAUUAAUGUGGCUCUUCUUGUUGUAUCAGUUGUUCUUGUGAUAUUCUUGGUUGUGUCCAGAGAACAAGGAAACAACAAUCAGUCACCACAUCAGAAUGGAGCAAGUCAAAUUUCCACAAAUCCCGAUCUCUGCUGUAAUGAGAUGGGAGAGAUCAAGGCACUAGCCUUUGCAAUCGCCAAUAACAUGGAGGGAACAAUCCCACCUGAGAUAUCUUUUCUUGGCAAGAGCUUGCAACAUUUGAUACUGAGUCGGCAACAGCAACUUAGGGGGUCUAUACCAACAGAGCUUGGAGAGCUGACACAAUUGACUGAGCUGGAAUUGGGAGCAACAGGCAUUUCUGGCACAAUUCCGAGAGAGCUCGGUCUUCUGAUGAAUCUUGGGCAACUCAGCCUCAGCGGAAACAAUUUAUUGGGGUCUCUUCCUUCUGAGCUUGGCAAGUUGUACAACCUGACAAUUUUCAGAUUGUCCGAGGCAGAGCUAACAGGGUCCCUUCCUACCGAAUUCUACCAAUGGCACAAGCUAGAAAUCCUAGACGUGUUUGAAUGUCCUAAACUGAACACGGAGUUUGUUCUUUCCGAAAUUGCAGAGAAUUUUCAACAGCUGCGAUUAAUUACGCUCGUUCAAAGAGCAAGCGGGGACAAGAUGCCAAUUCCAUCUCAUCUUGGCAAAUUGCCUAACCUAACUUUUCUGUCUUUGAACCGCUGGAAUAUCUCUGGCACAAUACCAAGCACCUUUGUGGAUUUGGUAUUGCUGCAUACGCUGGACCUGGAAAAUAAUACCAUAUCUGGGACUUUUCCACAGCUGUUGUUCAAGUUGACAAAUAUGGUUCAUUUAUUUCUUGGUUCCAACAAUCUAGAGGGCAAGCUCCCAUUGAGCCUCUUUUCACAUCUCACACAGUUGCGACAGUUGUCCCUCCGGGACAAUCAGUUCUCUGGCACAGUCCCAACCGAAGUUGGCCUGCUGUCAAGCCUGAAGAAGCUGGAAAUUCAGAAUACUAACCUUUCGGGCACACUUCCUACAGAACUGCUUCAGUUGGAAAACUUGACAAGCUUGGUAGUGACAAACACAUCAUUAUGGGGUAGCAUUCCUGAAAAACUGUGUGGCAAAAUGCACCAGCAAACAAUGUCGGGGAUCUUUGGUGGAGUGUGGGUUCAGCAAAAGAGUGAAACUCCAGUAUGCCAGGGAACUCUGCUCUGUGGAUGUGACUGUGAUCCAUGUCCUGCAGACUAA
Messenger RNA from Seminavis robusta, 1899 nucleotides. The record is from the annotation of a GenBank genome assembly. Lineage: Eukaryota; Bacillariophyta; Bacillariophyceae; Naviculales; Naviculaceae.